Messenger RNA from Gopherus flavomarginatus (Mexican gopher tortoise), 10995 nucleotides. It is a transcript of the gene MUC6, whose product is annotated as mucin 6, oligomeric mucus/gel-forming. Lineage: Eukaryota; Metazoa; Chordata; Testudines; Testudinidae. Bases 1 to 10995 code for a protein of 3664 amino acids. Gene Ontology annotation, biological process: DNA integration. The record is from RefSeq and is a predicted model, not a curated record. Gene Ontology annotation, cellular component: extracellular matrix. Gene Ontology annotation, molecular function: nucleic acid binding; protein binding. The transcript has 46 exons.
AUGCCCAAAGCCCUGUGGAUUCCCAUGCCCAUUGUAGAAAUGCUGUUCAAGCAAGUGACCAUGGACUUCGUGGGCCUCCUUCCGAAAAGCAUUGCCGGAUUUCAGUAUGUGCUGGUCAGCAUGGACUAUGCCAUCUGUUUCCCCGAAACAGUACUGCUACGGAGCAUCACUGCCCAAACAUUUGUUGAUGAACUUGUGAAGGUUUUCACCUGUGUGGGCCUGCCCUGGGAAAUCCUCACUGACCAGGGCACCAACUUCAUCUCCUGGCUGCUGCAGCAGGUGUGCAGCCUCCUGGGCAUUAAUAAGCAACUGUGCACCUCCAUCUACCAUCUGCAAACCGAUGGCUUGGUUGAACAGUUUAAUCGUACCCUGAAGGACAAGCUGCGCAAGUUUCCCCUAGACAACCUCUACACCAGUGGGAUCAGCUAUUGCCGUCCUUGCUUCUGGGCAUCCGAGAAGAACUAUGCCAUGGUAGAGAAGGAGGCCCUUGCGGUGAAAUGGGCUUGUGAUGCCCUGCAUUACUACCUCCUCAGGGGCCCGUUCACACUGGUUACCAACCAUGCCUCGCUCCAGUGGCUGGCCACAAUGAAAAAUAAUAAUGCGAGAAUAAUGAGCUGUUACCUGGCACUACAGCCAUAUGCUUUUACUGUUCGCCAUAGGACGGAUGAUGACAGUGAAGAGUCCAGAAGCGCAGAAGAUGAUGCUAUGCUGCGUUCAGACAAGGGCUCAUGUUCUACCUGGGGUGCAGGGCAUUUCUCCACCUUUGAUAAUUAUUUGUAUGACUUCUCUGGGUCCUGCAACUACAUCUUCACCACCGUGUGCAAUGAUGUUAGUCCGGACUUCAACAUCCAGUUCCGCCGCGGGGUGAACAAAAAAAUUACAAGAAUCAUCAUAGAGUUGGGACCUGUCGUCAUCACAGUUGAAAAGAACAUCAUUGUGCUCAAGGAUGUUGGUGUCAUCAAGUUGCCAUAUACCAGCAAUGGAAUCCAGAUUGCUCCUUUUGGACGCACUGUCCGCCUGGUGACCAAGCUGAUGGAGAUGGAGCUGGAAGUAAUCUGGAACAAUGACGACUAUCUCAUGGUUAUGGUUGAGAGAAAAUAUAUGAGGAAAACUUGUGGAAUGUGUGGGAAUUUUGAUGGACAGGAACUAAAUGAGUUUCUGAGUGAAGGUAAAUUGCUGGAUGCAUACCAAUUUGCCACUUUACAAAAAAUGGAUGACCCAUCAGAGAUCUGCCCCUCUGAGGAGAUGGCAAUUCCCAGUAUUCCUCGCAAAAAAUAUGCCAGGAUCUGCUCCCAGCUGCUCAACCUUGUGUCUCCGGCUUGCAACGUGUCCAAGAAAGCGUUUGUUAUCCGUUGUCAGCUUGAUAUGCAGGACUGUAGUGAUCCAGGGCAAAGAAACUGUACUUGUGCUACACUGUCAGAGUACUCUAGGCAAUGUGCCAUGUCCAAUCAAGCAGUGUCUGAUUGGAGGAGUGCAGACUUCUGCUCUGUAGGAAAAUGUUCAGCUGACCAAAUCUACAAGGAGUGCGGUUCUCCAUGUGUUAAAACCUGUUCCAACCCAGAGUACAGCUGUUCCAGUUACUGCACAUAUGGUUGCUUUUGCCCAGAAGGCACUGUUCUUGAUGACAUCUCAAAAAAUCGAACAUGUGUUCCCAUUGACCAGUGCCCAUGUACACUGAAUGGUGAGAGAUAUGAUCCUGGCGUUACCAUGAAAGCAACAUGCAGGACCUGUAAAUGUACAAUGGGCCAGUGGAAUUGCAAUGAACUACCCUGCCCAGGAAGGUGUUCCCUGGAGGGAGGCUCCUUUGUCACCACGUUUGAUUCCAGGUCAUAUAGGUUUCAUGGAGUCUGCACAUACAUCCUCAUGAAGAGUUCCAGCCUUCCAUACAAUGGAACCCUGAUGGCUGUGUAUGAUAAAUCUGGUUACUCUCAUUCUGAAACAUCCUUAACUGCUAUAAUUUACCUUUCUGCAAAGGACAAAAUUGUGAUUUCUAAAAAUGAACUUCUCACAGAUGAUGAACUCAAGUGGCUGCCUUAUAGAUCAGGUGACAUCACCAUUUUCAGACAGUCCUCCACCCACAUUCAAAUGUAUACCACCUUUGGGCUGGAGCUAAUAGUUCAAACUUGGCCAGUGUUUCACGUCUAUAUAAAAGUUGGACUUCUCUUCAAAGGCAGAACUCUAGGGUUGUGUGGCAAUUACAAUGGAGACACUACAGACGAUUUCAUGACCAGCAUGGAUAUUAUUGAAGGCACAGCAGCCCUGUUUGUGGACUCCUGGAGAUCAGGGAACUGCCACUCUGCUGCAGAGAGGGACACAGACCCUUGCUCUAUGAGUCAAUUGAACAAAAUGUCUGCAGAGACCCAUUGCUCCAUUCUUACUAAGAAGGGCACAGUGUUUGAGAAAUGCCAUUCUGUGGUGAAUCCUGCUCCUUUUUACAAGAGAUGCAUCUACCAAGCCUGUAACUAUGAGGAGACCUUUCCUUAUAUUUGUUCUGCCCUGGGAUCUUAUGCAAGAGUGUGUGCUUCAAUGGGGCUGAUCCUUGUAAACUGGAGGGACACUGUAGACAACUGCACCAUUUCCUGUACAGGCAAUCAGACAUUCAGUUACCACACUGAAGCCUGUGAUAGGACGUGCCUGUCACUUUCCGACCAAACCCUGGAAUGUUAUCCUACUGACAUCCCUAUUGAUGGCUGCAACUGUCCUAAAGGUACCUACUUGAACCACAGAAGUGAAUGUGUGCGUAAAUCCAUGUGUCCCUGCUACCUGGAAGAUAAGGGGUUCAUCCUACCUGACCAGUCGACUAUAAUUGGUGGCAUUACCUGCUAUUGUAUUAAUGGAAAGAUGAGUUGCACUGGUAAACCUCAAGACCCUGCAGAAAACUGCAAGCCUCCCAAAAAAUAUGUGUCAUGUUCACAGAACUCAGAGAACAAAUAUGGAGCCUCCUGUUCCCCUACCUGUCAGAUGCUGGCCACUGGAAUUGAAUGUGUACCCACUAGGUGUGAAUCAGGCUGUGUCUGCAGUGAUGGGCUGUAUGAGAAUCUAGAUGGAAUGUGUGUACCACCUGAUGAAUGUCCCUGUGAAUAUGGUGGUAUCUCUUAUAAAAAAGGGGAAGAAAUCCACACCGAAUGCAAAACCUGCACCUGUACAAGAGGCAAAUGGAAAUGUGUUCAGAAAUCUAAAUGCUCCUCAACAUGUACCCUGUAUGGAGAAGGACAUGUCACCACUUUUGAUGGACAGCGCUUUGUGUUUGAUGGCAACUGCGAAUACAUACUAGCUACGGAUGGUUGCGGUAUGAACAGCUCUCACUCCACCUUUAAAAUUGUGACUGAGAAUGUCAUCUGUGGGAAAUCAGGAGUCACCUGUUCCAGGUCCAUCAAGAUCCACCUUGAGAAUAUGACACUUAUACUGGCAGAGGAAACCUACUUUGUAUAUGGGGACAAUCCUCUGACACAAUUCCACGUGAAAAAGAAUGCCCUUCACCUGAUGUUCGAUAUCAUUAUCCCAGGAAAAUACAACAUGACUCUUAUCUGGAACAAGCACAUGAAUAUUUUCAUCAAGAUCUUCAGAGAAGCACAGGAUCACCUCUGCGGUUUGUGUGGGAAUUACAAUGGGAACAUGAGAGAUGACUUUGAAACUCGAAGCAAAUACGUGGCAGCAAAUGAACUGGAGUUUGUAAAUUCUUGGAAGGAAAAUCCUAUGUGCGGGGAUGUGUUCUUUGUAGUUGAUCCCUGUAGCAAGAACCCUUAUCGUAAAGCUUGGGCAGAGAGGAAGUGUUCCAUCAUCAACAGUCAGGUCUUUGCUCCAUGUCACAGUAAGGUAUACCGCAUGCCUUAUUAUGAUGCCUGUGUCCGAGACUCCUGUGGGUGUGACUCGGGAGGAGACUGUGAAUGCAUGUGUGAUGCCAUUGCAGUGUAUGCCAAGGCAUGCUUAGAUGUAGGUGUCUGCAUUGACUGGAGAGCCCCAGAGUUCUGUCCCGUCUAUUGUGACUACUUCAACACACACCAAAAGUCAGAUAGUGAGGGCACCUACAGCUACAAUUAUUGGGAUGAACAAAAUUGCACCUGGCAUUACCGACCUUGUAAUUGCCCACAGCAAAACUACAAAUAUGUCAACAUUGAAGGCUGUUACAACUGCUCACACAAUGAAUACUUUGAUCACGAGGAGGGACAGUGCAAGCCCUGCACAGGACAUGAGCCCAUUAGGACAACCCCUGAAACCUCUACACCUUCAACAGUAACAGCAACAGUACAAACUAAAACACCAAGAAGCACUACUACAGUUGAAACAUCAGCUACUACCGUACCACCAGCAGCCACUACAUCUAGAGAGUCCACCAUGCACACUAUUUUAAGCACUGCACCAACCACCCUAUCUACUACAAAAGUAACCAUAAAAACACCUAUCACAAUCAAAUCCACUACUCACUCCAUACCAGUAACCACCGUUACGAAAAAGACAACACUGUCAACUACCCCAGUCAUAACAGUAACUGAGAUUACUUCACCAAUAACCACCAGCAAAACAACCAUAUCACCAACCUUAGAAACACCAGUCACCCCUACAGUCACAGUCAUCUCAACAACUGUGGAUGCAGCCAUGUAUUCCAUGAGAGCCAUCCCUGAUGAGGCAAAGAAACAAUCGGACUCAUCCAAAGUCCAAAAUGGGGACAGCAUCAGUGCUGAAGAGGAACAGGGACAUGGCACCAGUGGUACUGAGCAAGACACACUUCCACCCAGUACUCGAGGAGGUGCUAGCACUGAGGUCAACAAUGGUACCAAACUCGAUAACAAGAUCUGCUGCCAGAGCAGUGACUGUGUCAAGGGACGCACCAGCGUUGAGGGGGACUUUCGUGCCGAGCUUGGUGUCAGCCUCAAUUCCAUUGUACAUGCAAAGAAACUUACAACUCCACGUAUGACAACAACCAUUACAACACCAACUAUUACAAAGACAUCACCAACUACUUCAUCACUGCCUACUGCUUACACUAGGUCAACGAAAACCAGAAAAACUGCAAUGCCAACUAUACACACGACUGAACCUCUUACAAUGACAUAUCCACCCACAAGCUCAACGGAGAGCACCACAUCAGAGUCCACCACCCCAACCACCGUAAAAACAACUACACUGACAACAGUUUCUCCAACUACUACGACAACUAAGUCCACAACGCGAACAACACCAGCAGUAACUAAGACCGCAGAAACCCCAACAACGAGAAGUACCAGGAAAACAACACCAACCACAUCUGUCUCUACAACAUCCAAAACCACUGCGUCAACAGUAUCCAGCCCAACCUCCUCAGCCAAAACAAGUCAAAGAAGCACAACUCUGACAAGGACUACAUCUUCCACCAAGUCUACUGAAACCAGUACAACCGCCAUACCAACUACACCCACAACCCUCACUCUCACCACGACUCCCUCCUCCACUAGCUCACCAGUGAGCACAACAUCAAAGUCAACCCCUACCACUUCCACUACAUUUACCACUCCCACCACAACCACCACACCAACUACACUCACAACCGUCACUCUGACGACGACGGCCCCAACCAGUACUUCUCCGGAGACCACCGCGUCUGAGUCCACUACCGCAAGCACCGUAAAAAUAACUACGCUGACGACAGUUUCUCCAACUACUACGUCAACUAAGUCCACAACUGGGGCAACACCAACAGGAAAAGAGCCAACGAUACCUACUACUCCAUCCUCACCUGUAACUAAGACCACAGAAACCCCAACAACGAGAAGUACCAGGAAAACAACACCAACCACAUCUGUCUCUACAACCUCCAAAACCACUGCGUCAACAGAAUCCAGCCCAACCUCCUCAGCCAAAACAAGUCGAAGAAGCACAACUCUGACAAGGACCACAUCUUCCACCAAGUCUCCUGAAACCAGUACAACCGCCAUACCAACUACACCCACAACCCUCACUCUCACCACGACUCCCUUCUCCGCUAGCUCACCAGAGAGCACAACAUCAAAGUCAACCCCUACCACUUCCACUACCUUUACCACUCCCACCACAACCACCACACCAACUACACUCACAACCGUCACUCUGACGACGACGGCUCCGACCAGUACUUCUCCGGAGACCACCGCAUCUGAGUCCACCACUGCAAGCACCGUAAAAAUAACUACGCUGACGACAGUUUCUCCAACUACUACGUCAACUAAGUCCACAACGCGACCAGAACCAACAGUAACUAAGACCACAGAAACCCCAACAACGAGAAGUACCAGGAAAACAACACCAACCACAUCUGUCUCUACAACCUCCAAAACCACUGCUUCAACAGAAUCGAGCCCAACUUCCUCAGCCAAAACAAGUCGAAGAAGCACAACUCUGACAAGGACCACAUCUUCCACCAAGUCUCCUGAAACCAGUACAACCGCCAUACCAAUUACACCCACAACCCUCACUCUCACCACGACUCCCUUCUCCACUACCUCACCAGAGACCACAACAUCAAAGUCAACCCCUACCACUUCCACUACCUUUACCACUCCCACCACAACCACCACACCAACUACACUCACAACCGUCACUCUGACGACGACCGCCCCGACCAGUACUUCUCCGGAGACCACCGCCUCUAAGUCCACAACCGCAAGCACCGUAAAAAUAACUACGCUGACGACAGUUUCUCCAACUACUACGUCAACUAAGUCCACAACGCGAUCAACACCAACAGUAACUAAGACCACAGAAACCCCAACAACGAGAAGUACCAGGAAAACAACACCAACCACAUCUGUCUCUACAACCUCCAAAACCUCUGCGUCAACAGAAUCCAGCCCAACCUCCUCAGCCAAAACAAGUCGAAGAAGCACAACUCUGACAAGGACCACAUCUUCCACCAAGUCUCCUGAAACCAGUACAACCGCCAUACCAAUUACACCCACAACCCUCACUCUCACCACGACUCCCUUCUCCACUACCUCACCAGAGACCACAACAUCAAAGUCAACCCCUACCACUUCCACUACCUUUACCACUCCCACCACAACCACCACACCAACUACACUCACAACCGUCACUCUGACGACGACGGCCCCGACCAGUACUUCUCCGGAGACCACCGCAUCUGAGUCCACCACCGCAAGCACCGUAAAAAUAACUACACUGACGACAGUUUCUCCAACUACUACGUCAACUAAGUCCACAACGCGAUCAACACCAACAGUAACUAAGACCACAGAAACCCCAACAACGAGAAGUACCAGGAAAACAACACCAACCACAUCUGUCUCUACAACCUCCAAAACCACUGCGUCAACAGAAUCCAGCCCAACCUCCUCAGCCAAAACAAGUCGAAGAAGCACAACUCUGACAAGGACCACAUCUUCCACCAAGUCUCCUGAAACCAGUACAACCGCCAUACCAAUUACACCCACAACCCUCACUCUCACCACGACUCCCUUCUCCACUACCUCACCAGAGACCACAACAUCAAAGUCAACCCCUACCACUUCCACUACCUUUACCACUCCCACCACAACCACCACACCAACUACACUCACAACCGUCACUCUGACGACGACGGCCCCGACCAGUACUUCUCCGGAGACCACCGCAUCUGAGUCCACCACCGCAAGCACCGUAAAAAUAACAACGCUGACGACAGUUUCUCCAACUACUACGUCAACUAAGUCCACAACGCGAUCAACACCAACAGUAACUAAGACCACAGAAACCCCAACAACGAGAAGUACCAGGAAAACAACACCAACCACAUCUGUCUCUACAACCUCCAAAACCACUGCUUCAACAGAAUCCAGCCCAACCUCCUCAGCCAAAACAAGUCGAAGAAGCACAACUCUGACAAGGACCACAUCUUCCACCAAGUCUCCUGAAACCAGUACAACCGCCAUACCAAUUACACCCACAACCCUCACUCUCACCACGACUCCCUUCUCCACUACCUCACCAGAGACCACAACAUCAAAGUCAACCCCUACCACUUCCACUACCUUUACCACUCCCACCACAACCACCACACCAACUACACUCACAACCGUCACUCUGACGACGACGGCCCCGACCAGUACUUCUCCGGAGACCACCGCAUCUGAGUCCACCACCGCAAGCACCGUAAAAAUAACUACGACAGUUUCUCCAACUACUACGUCAACUAAGUCCACAACGCGAUCAACACCAACAGUAACUAAGACCACAGAAACCCCAACAACGAGAAGUACCAGGAAAACAACACCAACCACAUCUGUCUCUACAACCUCCAAAACCACUGCGUCAACAGAAUCCAGCCCAACCUCCUCAGCCAAAACAAGUCAAAGAAGCACAACCCUGACAAGGACCACAUCUUCCACCAAGUCUCCUGAAACCAGUACAACCGCCAUACCAAUUACACCCACAACCCUCACUCUCACCACGACUCCCUUCUCCACUACCUCACCAGAGACCACAACAUCAAAGUCAACCCCUACCACUUCCACUACCUUUACCACUCCCACCACAACCACCACACCAACUACACUCACAACCGUCACUCUGACGACGACGGCCCCGACCAGUACUUCUCCGGAGACCACCGCAUCUGAGUCCACCACCGCAAGCACCGUAAAAAUAACUACGCUGACGACAGUUUCUCCAACUACUACGUCAACUAAGUCCACAACGCGAUCAACACCAACAGUAACUAAGACCACAGAAACCCCAACAACGAGAAGUACCAGGAAAACAACACCAACCACAUCUGUCUCUACAACCUCCAAAACCACUGCGUCAACAGAAUCCAGCCCAACCUCCUCAGCCAAAACAAGUCGAAGAAGCACAACUCUGACAAGGACCACAUCUUCCACCAAGUCUCCUGAAACCAGUACAACCGCCAUACCAAUUACACCCACAACCCUCACUCUCACCACGACUCCCUUCUCCACUACCUCACCAGAGACCACAACAUCAAAGUCAACCCCUACCACUUCCACUACCUUUACCACUCCCACCACAACCACCACACCAACUACACUCACAACCGUCACUCUGACGACGACGGCCCCGACCAGUACUUCUCCGGAGACCACCGCAUCUGAGUCCACCACCGCAAGCACCGUAAAAAUAACUACGCUGACGACAGUUUCUCCAACUACUACGUCAACUAAGUCCACAACGCGAUCAACACCAACAGUAACUAAGACCACAGAAACCCCAACAACGAGAAGUACCAGGAAAACAACACCAACCACAUCUGUCUCUACAACCUCCAAAACCACUGCGUCAACAGAAUCCAGCCCAACCUCCUCAGCCAAAACAAGUCGAAGAAGCACAACUCUGACAAGGACCACAUCUUCCACCAAGUCUCCUGAAACCAGUACAACCGCCAUACCAAUUACACCCACAACCCUCACUCUCACCACGACUCCCUUCUCCACUACCUCACCAGAGACCACAACAUCAAAGUCAACCCCUACCACUUCCACUACCUUUACCACUCCCACCACAACCACCACACCAACUACACUCACAACCGUCACUCUGACGACGACGGCCCCGACCAGUACUUCUCCGGAGACCACCGCAUCUGAGUCCACCACCGCAAGCACCGUAAAAAUAACUACGCUGACGACAGUUUCUCCAACUACUACGUCAACUAAGUCCACAACGCGAUCAACACCAACAGUAACUAAGACCACAGAAACCCCAACAACGAGAAGUACCAGGAAAACAACACCAACCACAUCUGUCUCUACAACCUCCAAAACCACUGCGUCAACAGAAUCCAGCCCAACCUCCUCAGCCAAAACAAGUCGAAGAAGCACAACUCUGACAAGGACCACAUCUUCCACCAAGUCUCCUGAAACCAGUACAACCGCCAUACCAAUUACACCCACAACCCUCACUCUCACCACGACUCCCUUCUCCACUACCUCACCAGAGACCACAACAUCAAAGUCAACCCCUACCACUUCCACUACCUUUACCACUCCCACCACAACCACCACACCAACUACACUCACAACCGUCACUCUGACGACGACGGCCCCGACCAGUACUUCUCCGGAGACCACCGCAUCUGAGUCCACCACCGCAAGCACCGUAAAAAUAACUACGCUGACGACAGUUUCUCCAACUACUACGUCAACUAAGUCCACAACGCGAUCAACACCAACAGUAACUAAGACCACAGAAACCCCAACAACGAGAAGUACCAGGAAAACAACACCAACCACAUCUGUCUCUACAACCUCCAAAACCACUGCGUCAACAGAAUCCAGCCCAACCUCCUCAGCCAAAACAAGUCGAAGAAGCACAACUCUGACAAGGACCACAUCUUCCACCAAGUCUCCUGAAACCAGUACAACCGCCAUACCAAUUACACCCACAACCCUCACUCUCACCACGACUCCCUUCUCCACUACCUCACCAGAGACCACAACAUCAAAGUCAACCCCUACCACUUCCACUACCUUUACCACUCCCACCACAACCACCACACCAACUACACUCACAACCGUCACUCUGACGACGACGGCCCCGACCAGUACUUCUCCGGAGACCACCGCAUCUGAGUCCACCACCGCAAGCACCGUAAAAAUAACUACGCUGACGACAGUUUCUCCAACUACUACGUCAACUAAGUCCACAACGCGAUCAACACCAACAGUACCAGGAAAACAACACCAACCACAUCUGUCUCUACAACCUCCAAAACCACUGCGUCAACAGAAUCCAGCCCAACCUCCUCAGCCAAAACAAGUCGAAAGAAGCACAACUCUGACAAGGACCACAUCUUCCACCAAGUCUCCUGAAACCAGUACAACCGCCAUACCAAUUACACCCACAACCCUCACUCUCACCACGACUCCCUUCUCCACUACCUCACCAGAGACCACAACAUCAAAGUCAACCCCUACCACUUCCACUACCUUUACCACUCCCACCACAACCACCACACCAACUACACUCACAACCGUCACUCUGACGACGACGGCCCCCGACCAGUACUUCUCCGGAGACCACCGCAUCUGA